AUGCAAAAUGAGGAUCGGAAAGUAGGAUGGGAAAGGAGGAUGGAAAAAAAGGCUGGAAAAGGAGCAUGGGAAAGGAGGAUGGCAAAGGAAGAUGGGAAAAGAGGAUGGGAAAAGAGGAUGGCAAAGGAGGAUGGAAAAGGAGGAUGGCAAAGGAGGAUAAGAAAGCAGGAUGGGAAAGGAGGAUGGGAAAGCAGGAUGGAAAAGGAGGAUGGUAAAGGAGGAUGGAAAAGGAGAAUGAGAAAGCAGUGUAUUGACUACAGAUUAUAA
This is a messenger RNA of Arctia plantaginis, 267 nucleotides long. The record is from the annotation of a GenBank genome assembly. NCBI's taxonomy places the organism in Eukaryota, Metazoa, Arthropoda, Insecta, Lepidoptera, Erebidae.